Schizophyllum commune H4-8 is the source of this 1115-nucleotide messenger RNA. RefSeq lists its product as uncharacterized. Gene Ontology annotation, biological process: dephosphorylation. The coding region runs from base 45 to 734 and encodes 229 amino acids. Gene Ontology annotation, molecular function: phosphatase activity. The transcript is spliced from 2 exons. NCBI's taxonomy places the organism in Eukaryota, Fungi, Basidiomycota, Agaricomycetes, Agaricales, Schizophyllaceae. The record is from RefSeq and is a predicted model, not a curated record.
CCACCACCACCCAUAUACGCACCCUCCAUAGAAACGCACGCAUCAUGACCUUGUCCAAGAAUUACAUGACUACCUCUUCCUCCCUCGUUGAGGACCAGCGGCAGCUGCAGGACCUGCACCCCGCAGAUCGGCCAGCUCCUCUCUCGGCCCACUGCCCGCGCCCCAUCCCGAACUCCUACUGGGCUACCCCACUACUGCUCGCCUGCGAGUACCCCUGGACACCGAAGGACCCCUACCGGCCCAAGCUGGAUGCUCUGCUCAAAGCUGGUGUCCGUACCUUCAUCGACCUCACCGAAGACGGCGAGCUGCGGUCCUACGUGCAGUGCGGUAUCCUGAAUGCACGCGCCGAGCUUCUUGGCAUCGACCCCUCCACGCUCGAGUACCACCGCUUCCCCAUUCGCGACCGCUCGCUACCGCCCUGCGUCGAGUACAUGUACGGCGUGCUGCACAUACUACGUGACAACGAGCGUCGGCGACGAAUCACUGCUGUCCACUGUCGCGGCGGCAUAGGCCGUACCGGCAUGGUUAUUGGCUGCUGGCUCGUUGAGAGUGGACUUGCAAAGGACGGCGAGGAGGCGCUCGAGAUCAUCGCCCGCGAAUGGGCCACCGUCGAGAAGUGCCGCCGCUUCCCCCACUCCCCGGAGACCGGCCCCCAAUGCCUCUUCGUCAAAAACUUCAUCGCCGAGAACAAGGCCAUGGCGCAACGCGUCAACUCCACGCUCGCCGUCCGCUGAGCGACACAGGUUGCCCAGCGACCGAGCGCGCCGCGUCGCCUGGACCGCAGGCGCGAGCGGCGGCGCGGUCUCCCUAGAUUCUUCCUUCUGACGUUAUGUUUCGGGUCAUCUGGGUUUUCUUUUCAUCAUGGACACCGUCAUCAUCACUGUACAUCACCACGCACCGGGCCUCGUGUACACCACACAGUCGCCAGCACAUAGACGCAUUGCAUGUUUCGGCAGGCUGUCGUACGCCACCAGGGCAGAGGUUGGGCCUCUAUAUACGGACCCAGUAUCUUCGUCGUAGAUAUUAUACAGAACGAGCUCGCUAGUACUAUACCCUGCUUGGUUAUACGUCGAGCUGUAUCACAGGAAUGAAUUCACGCAUACUCUGGUAGCGAA